Phanerochaete carnosa HHB-10118-sp is the source of this 330-nucleotide messenger RNA. RefSeq lists its product as uncharacterized. The transcript is spliced from 3 exons. NCBI's taxonomy places the organism in Eukaryota, Fungi, Basidiomycota, Agaricomycetes, Polyporales, Phanerochaetaceae. Bases 1 to 330 code for a protein of 109 amino acids. The record is from RefSeq and is a predicted model, not a curated record.
AUGCCCGCAACCGAAAUUUUCGACGACCUGGAUGACUCAGUCGAAGAGCUCGAUUCCUGGCUCGCAAUAUACCGCCGCCUCGUACGUACGGCACCUCCAUCGCUCCUCGAGAUCGCACAGACGGCGUUCAACGCCAUGAACGACGUCUACACCAAGCGCGCGGGAGAGCAAGAUCAGGUGGGUGCAGAGUUGGUCGACGCCGAGCGCGGCCGCGCGACGGCUCGUGAUGAUUUCGUCGCCCAGAAACACGGCCUCCGCGGUAGCCACGGAGGCGACGAUGGCAGUGGCGACGCGCGAGAAACAGGCUCUGGCUCGCCCGCUGAGUCCUAG